AAUCUUAAGGGCUCACUGAACUAUAGGCCAUGGAAAUAAUGUCGAUCAGUAGUCACAUGGUCUUCUUUCUCCCAGGAUAAGAUCCGUCCCUCCCUACCUCCCUCCACUACUCCAAAUGGAGAUCUCUCUCCACUUCUCCUCCUCCUUCCCAUCCCAACCCAUCCAUGCCUUAUCCCCCACCCGAGCCCCCACUCUCCCUAACCUCCCCAACUCCUCUCCUCUCCGUCGUCACCGCCUCCCGACCAUCCGCGCCGCCAUUAGCCGAACCAAGAAAGAACAAACCAUUGAUUCCGUCAAGAACCAGCUCGAAAACUGCUACCUCCUCGCCGGAAUCAGCUUCAAGGGCUUCACGGUAAAGCAGUUCCAGGAACUCCGCCGCUCCCUCCCUGAUUCCGUUCACCUAAUGGUUGCCAAGAACACGCUCGUCGGGAAGGCGAUCGAGGGCACUCGAUGGGAUCAGCUUAGGCCCUGCAUGAAGGGGAUGAACGCCUGGCUUUUCGUACACACCGAGGAGAUCCCGGAAGCGCUCAAACCCUACCGAAGCUUUCAGAGGGAGAAGAAGCUCGAGGAGAAUGAUUUCGUGGGGGGAGUGUUCGAGGGAAAGUUUUAUGGACCGGAGGAGUUUCGGAUUUUGGAGACGAUGCCGAGCAGGGAGGAGAUUUAUGCGAAGCUGCUUGGAUCGCUGCAGUCGCCGGCGAUUGGGAUUAUUGGGACGUUACAGGCUCCGGCGAGGGAGCUUGUGAUGUUGCUCAAGGCUUAUGUGCAGAAGCUUGAAGAGGAGAGUAAUGGCGGCGUCGCCACUGCGUAGCAUUCAUGAAAGAUGAGCUCAAGGAUUUCAAAAACAUCCCCGACGAUUGUUCUGCCACUGUGGACUACAAACUUCUCUAUUGACGUCACGUAGGGCCCAUAGUUACGGGAAACAGUUCUACAGCUGCUCACAGAUCAUCGCGAAGCUGUGUGACUUCUUCCGGUGGGCAAACAGUUAAGUGGAUUCCAUGACUGACGGUGAUCAAGAAUGGUACCAUCACUGGUAGACAGUGUAGCAGGGGACAUACACCGUCUGCAUGUUAAAAAUAAUAUAAUUAAUAUAUUAAUUGUAAUUUUAAUAGUUUUUUACUUUUUUUGGCACUCGUGGUACUCGCUAAUUUAGGUGUGUAUUUAAACUUUUGUAUUGUUCUUAAGUGAAUUUCUGCUUCUGAAGUAUCGAAUAUACA
This is a messenger RNA of Phalaenopsis equestris, 1214 nucleotides long. RefSeq names its product 50S ribosomal protein L10, chloroplastic. NCBI's taxonomy places the organism in Eukaryota, Viridiplantae, Streptophyta, Magnoliopsida, Asparagales, Orchidaceae. The record is from RefSeq and is a predicted model, not a curated record. Gene Ontology annotation, cellular component: large ribosomal subunit. Gene Ontology annotation, molecular function: structural constituent of ribosome. The transcript is spliced from 2 exons. The coding region runs from base 116 to 808 and encodes 230 amino acids. Gene Ontology annotation, biological process: translation.